UGUAAGGGAAAAAAGAGAGAUGUAAGUAGCGAAUUGCGGAACAUUCAUGGACAGCUUCAUGAUUCCAAUUCGUCUCAGAAGUUGUCGCAGUAUCCAAAAUCUCAGCUGAAUUAGAAGGCUUUAACCCUAGAUGUCCUUCGUUUUCCCCCAAUAGGUGAUCUUUUGUGUACCUCUUUGAUCUCUUAGGAAAUCUUUGGUGCAUUGACAGAUAGAAAUGUCGAUCGACCUUCUGUUGAAGCCCUCAUGUGGCGGGUGUGGAUCAACCUCGGAUCUCUACGGAAGCAACUGCAAGCACAUGACUCUAUGCUUGAACUGUGGCAAAAACAUGGCUGAGAACAAGGGCAAAUGCCACGAUUGUGGCGCUACUGUCACUCGCUUGAUUCGGGAAUAUAAUGUUCGUGCAAGUUCUAGCAAUGAUAAAAACUACUUUAUCGGAAGAUUUGUUACUGGAUUACCCGAUUUCUCGAAAAAGAAAAGUGCUGAAAAUAAGUGGUCUAUACAGAAGGAUGGAUUGCAGGGCCGCCAACUCACCGAUGCUUUGCGGGACAAGUUCAAGAAUAAGCCUUGGCUCCUGGAGGAUGAAACAGGCCAGUCCCAGUACCAGGGUCAACUUGAAGGCGCACAAUCAGCUACAUAUUACCUGCUAAUGAUGGAAAGGAAGGAAUUUGUUGCCAUUCCUGCUGGUUCUUGGUACAACUUUAACAAAGUUGCGCAGUACAAGCAGCUGACUUUGGAAGAAGCAGAAGAGAAGAUGAAGAAUAGAAAGAAAACUGCUGAUGGCUAUGAAAGAUGGAUGAUGAAAGCAGCAAGUAAUGGUCCUGCUGUAUUUGGUGAACAUGGAAGGUUUGAAGACAAGGAAAGUGGUGGUGGUGGAGGAGGAGGAGGAGGAGGAGGAGGAGGGAGAGGACGUAAAAAAGCUAGUGAUGAUGAUGAAGGUCAUGUCUCAGAUAGGGGAGAAGAGGAUGAAGAAGAGGAGGCAGCAAGGAAAAAUAGACUUGGACUUAAUAAAAGAGGUGGUGAUGAUGAUGAAGAAGGUCCAAGGGGAGGGGACCAUGAUCUAGAUGAUGAUGAUAGCGAGAAGGGUGAUGAUUGGGAGCAUGAGGAGAUUUUCACUGAUGAUGAUGAAGCUGUUGGUAAUGAUCCUGAGGAAAGAGAAGAUUUGGCUCCUGAAGUUCCUGCCCCUCCUGAAAUUAAGCAGGAUGAUGAUGAUGAGGAUGAAGAGAAUGAAGAAGAGGGAGGUUUGAGUAAAUCUGGGAAGGAGCUGAAGAAGUUGCUUGGCCGAGCUUGUGGUCUGAAUGAAUCUGAAGCUGAGGAUGACGACGACGACGACGACGUAUGGACUAUGGAUGAUGAGCUUCCACCUGUGGUUGCUCCAAAGCAGAAGGAUGUUCCUAAGGAAGAACCUGCUGACAACAGCCCUUUGAAGCCUGCACCAUCUGCACCUGCUCGAGGAACUCCAUCAACUUCGAAGACUUCAAAGGGAAAGAGAAAAUUAAAUGAAGAAACAAAAACGCCUGUGGCGCCACCAAAGAAGGUGAAGACAGAAAAUGAGCUAAAAUCAUCUGUCAAAGAUGAGAACGGGUCUGCACCCAAAAGUAAUGCACAACCAAAAGGUACACCACCAACUUCAUCAAAAGCAGGGUCAUCUGCCACUACAGCUUCUGGACCUGUGAGCGAAGAAGAAAUCAGGGCUGUUUUAAUGCAGAAGACUCCAGUGACCACACAGGAUCUUGUCGCUAAAUUUAAGGCUAGACUGAGAUCUUCAGAGGAUAAACAAGCUUUUGCUGAGAUCUUGAAGAGGAUCUCCAAGAUACAGAAGACUAACGGAUCCAGUUAUGUUAUAUUGAGAGAUAGGUGACUGAUUGAUUGAUUGGAGGUGCCGGAUGAAGCAGAUCAGAUGUGUGGGAAACUUUACUCUUUCCAUGUUUCUAUUUGUUUUUUUCUUAUACAGAAUACAAAGAAAAGGAAAAGAAGAAAAAGACAAUGCUUCCUGGAAAUUUUUCCCCCACCCUUUCUGCGCCAUGAAAUGCUAUAUUGUAUCUCACUGCUUGUGUUUUAAAGUUCUGACGAUGACCAAUAACAGUGUACAACUCUGAAGUUCUA
Prosopis cineraria is the source of this 2103-nucleotide messenger RNA. Its product is annotated as transcription initiation factor IIF subunit alpha. The transcript is spliced from 9 exons. The coding region runs from base 215 to 1858 and encodes 547 amino acids. Gene Ontology annotation, biological process: positive regulation of transcription elongation by RNA polymerase II; transcription initiation at RNA polymerase II promoter. Gene Ontology annotation, molecular function: DNA binding; TFIIF-class transcription factor complex binding; RNA polymerase II general transcription initiation factor activity. NCBI's taxonomy places the organism in Eukaryota, Viridiplantae, Streptophyta, Magnoliopsida, Fabales, Fabaceae. Gene Ontology annotation, cellular component: transcription factor TFIIF complex; nucleus. The record is from RefSeq and is a predicted model, not a curated record.